ACCUAAAUAAGAUAAAAAUCAAGCAAAAAACUCAGACGGUAUCUUCACAGUCACAAUGGCAGCCACGCAAAGAAUACCUGCCAAAAGCGAUAGACUCCUGGACAUCCCUUGUAAAGUCUGUGGGGACAGAAGCUCGGGCAAACAUUAUGGGAUUUACAGCUGUGAUGGAUGUUCUGGUUUCUUCAAGAGAAGCAUCCACAAAAACCGCGCUUACACGUGCAAGGCGCAGGGGCCGCUCAAAGGUCGGUGCCCAGUCGAUAAGACCCAUCGCAACCAGUGCCGUGCAUGUAGACUGACCAAAUGCUUUGACGCCGAGAUGAACAAAGAAGCCGUUCAACACGAGAGAGGUCCACGAAAACCAAAAGCCAAACCUGGCCAAUUGCUGAUAGAGCCACGCGGCCAGAAUUCACAGGAGCGCCCAAUUGACUUGAGUGUGGCGCCCCCGUGCCGACUCACGCCCCUUCAGUACCCACAUGACGUCACCAUGGCACCAUCCACCAUUUACCAGGAACCCCAGCUCUUCAUGCUUGGCUACGUCAACAGAUGCAGUGACGUCACUCGCCUACAGGGACCUUCGGCGUUUACCCCCAGCCCCCUGACCCAGCCACUGAUGACGUCAUUUCACCAGGAUCUGCUGCAGGAAGUGAUGGCCCGGCUCUUGUUUACUGUCGUCACCUGGGUCAGACACAUCCCUGCGUUUGUCACACUCACCCCAAAUGAUCAGAUUCUGCUGAUGGCGUCAGGCUGGAAAGAGUUGUUCCUCCUAAGUAUUGUUCAGUGGUCGCUGCCCAUAGAGCACCUCCUGGCUAGAGAUGACCUUGCGUCAAGCAGUGCUGACCUUGAAGAAGGCAUCAACGUUUGCGAGAUGAUUGCUAGGCUGCGCGAAGUUUCGCUCGACCCUACGGAGGUCACUUUUCUCAAGGCCAUAGCACUCUUCAAACCAGACGUGAGUGAGCUCCACGACCCCCGCCAUGUUCAGACGGUCCAGGAGCAGGCCCAGCUCAUGCUCAGCAAGCACGUGCAGCUGACCUACCCGCGUCAGAUGAUUCGGUUUGGUCGUCUGCUCAUGCUGCUCUCACGGGUGCAGACGGUCAGUCCAGCCCUGGUCGAGAGGAUUUUCUUCAGAGGUCUCCUAGCCACGCCCACCAUCGAGAAACUCAUCGGCAGCGUUUUACAGGGAGAUUUUUUAUGA
This is a messenger RNA of Physella acuta, 1192 nucleotides long. RefSeq names its product protein dissatisfaction. The record is from RefSeq and is a predicted model, not a curated record. Gene Ontology annotation, biological process: regulation of DNA-templated transcription. Gene Ontology annotation, molecular function: zinc ion binding; sequence-specific DNA binding; DNA-binding transcription factor activity. NCBI's taxonomy places the organism in Eukaryota, Metazoa, Mollusca, Gastropoda, Physidae.